AUGGACUACAAGCCACCACCCGGCCCGCCGCCAGGGUAUAACGCUUAUGCACCACCACAGGGCCCGCCUCCGUCUAAGCAAAACCAGCAACAAGAACAACCUCCUCCCUACCAUGACUGGACCGUGAUCCCCGACACAGCACUACUCCCGCCUCCACCCACCCUCAGCUACGACUCCUCGCCAACCGCCAAUGCCUCCCUAGAAGACGGAGACAGGGCAUACGCCUGGUGCAAAGCCAACCCGCUAUGGGCGCCCCGGCCGCUUACCCCAGCCCAGUAUGCCGCAAUACAGAACGGACAGCUUAACCUGAUGAGGCCGCCUGAACGAGGUUUCAUUGGCGAUCUGUUGCCUCAACGGACGCCUGGCCACUGGAAAGGCCGUACGCACGCCAAUUGCCGGGACUCGUGUGUUCUCACAAUGCUGCCUGUCUAUUCUGCACUGCACGACAAUUCCUUAAACAGCAGAAGGCCCAAGACGAUCUAUUUCGAGCUCAAAGUCCUGGGCAUCGGCCGUGAGUCCCGCAGCCGCUCUUUCGAGGAAGCAGACGCAGGCAUUGCCAUCGGAUUUGCAGCGCCGCCGUAUCCGACGUGGCGUAUGCCUGGCUGGCAGCGCGGUAGUUUAGCUGUUCACGGUGACGACGGUAGAAGAUAUGUCAACGACACGUUCGGUGGCAUCGAUUUCACCUCCGCGUUCCAGCCCGGCGAGACCGUGGGGAUUGGUAUGAGAUUCGGGGUUCCGAGCAAGCCGCCGGGUUAUAGCCAGCAGGGAGCGCCAACGCUGGAUAUUGAGGUCUUCUUCACGAGGAAUGGCAAGGAUGUCGGCGGAUGGGACCUUCAUGAACAGCUUGAUGAGCGGAUUGAGGGUGGCACGAUUGGCUUGGAGGGAGAGUGCGACAUCUUUGCUGCUGUGGGCGUGUUCGGAGGCGUGGACUUUGAGGUCUUCUUUGGGGAGAGGGAUUGGCUGUACAGACCCGAGAGGUAG
Molecule: messenger RNA, 981 nt
Organism: Coniosporium apollinis CBS 100218
Lineage: Eukaryota; Fungi; Ascomycota; Dothideomycetes
Exons: 1
Coding region: 1-981 (326 amino acids)
Molecular function (GO): protein binding
Source: RefSeq, a predicted model, not a curated record